This is a messenger RNA of Trypanosoma brucei brucei TREU927, 1329 nucleotides long. Its product is annotated as ubiquitin carboxyl-terminal hydrolase, putative. Gene Ontology annotation, biological process: protein deubiquitination. The coding region runs from base 1 to 1329 and encodes 442 amino acids. The record is from RefSeq and is a predicted model, not a curated record. Gene Ontology annotation, cellular component: cytosol; nucleus. NCBI's taxonomy places the organism in Eukaryota, Euglenozoa, Kinetoplastea, Trypanosomatida, Trypanosomatidae. The transcript has a single exon. Gene Ontology annotation, molecular function: cysteine-type endopeptidase activity; cysteine-type deubiquitinase activity.
AUGGCUAGUGUUUUACCAUCCGCUCCACCGGGAUCGGCUGUUAUUUCCUCUAAGAGGAGGUCUCGAAGGGGCGCUCAAAGGUUGGCAGGCAAGCAACCCGAUGUCAAACAUAUUGGUGUAAGUCAAACGGUUAUUGACAGACUCGAUUUGAUGAGUUUACACCAGGAGCUCCUGGAAACAUUUUCCACAUUUGACGUGCAAGGGGGGAUGCGGCGGAAGGGUCAAAGGGGAUCCUUUGCCUCUAAAUUCAACCAUGUACCCAUAGCAAAAGGAAUCGUGAACAGAACUAAUUCUUGUUUUAUGAACGCAAUGCUCCAGGCAAUAAUUUUUACCCCGCCCCUUGCUCAAUUGAUCAUUUCUGCUUCCGACAGUGAGUUGUGCCCAACACUCUCUGCGUUAGGCAAGUGGAUGUUGAGUUAUUGGACGAAACCAGCUAAUCAAUCUAUUAGCCCCCCUCAACUCUCCGUUGCUCAGUCUGCAAAUGAGGGAGUCGCCUCGACGUACUUGCUGUUGGCCAGAAUGAACGGCUAUGCGCAAGAAGAUGCGCUUGAGUUUUUACAGCAUCUUCUCGAUACGAUAAAUACUGAGCUGUGCUCUUUGGAAAAACAUUACUGUAAUCGUGCUGCGAUUGAUAGUGGCGAUGAAAAAGGAUGGACAUUUGUGCAUGGGCGUGAGCGCCGAUCGUUGCGCGAGGAGAAAACAGGACCCCACUCGAUUCUACUCGACGCUGUGUUUGGUGGUACGAUACAAAGCCACUUGAAGGGAAAGAGCCGUGUCCGAAGCCACGCCUCCGUUGUUUUAGAUCGCUUCUUUGUGUUACAGGUUGAUGUUGGUUUUAAUGCUGAGUGCACGUUGGAGGAGGCCCUCGAACGCACACUCCAGACAGAGAAAGUGUACGAUGAUUCACGUGCGAAAGACUUGGUAAAGACAAUGAAACUGCACCAGCUGCCGCUAGUGCUCUUCGCCCAACUACGGAGAUGGGCCGUGACAGCUGAGGGUGAACUUGUAAAACUCGAUAACAUUGUACGCUUUGGAAAGACGCUGGUGUUGCCCAAGUCUAUAUGCUCGGAUGAAACGUUGAGCGGGACGGCAAGAACGUAUCAACUUGUUGCGUUUGUGGCUCACCGUGGCUCCGCGACGGGUUGUGGCCAUUAUGUGACGUAUAUUGUGAACGCGUCUUUACCUGAGAACGCGCGUUCUAAUUCAUUGGUUACCGGGGGAGAAGAAGUGCUUACACUCUGCAAUGACGUGCGGAUUUCACAUGUCACCAUGCGGGAGGCGAUUGAAGGCGAAGCGGCGUACUUGUUAGUGUACCAGCGCAAGACAUGA